CUGCGGCCUUCGCGGCCCUUUUAAGUCUCCCUGAAUCACGGGAAAGUGCGGCGAGCGGCGUAGUACUAGAGUAGCUUUGCGGGUUGCGUGCUACCAAUCCCAGGGGUUUGGAUGCAGGGCGACGAGCCUACCUGAAUUGCCCUCUCUCUGCUUGGCUGCGGCUUUUGCUUGUUUGCGAUUCAAUCCACAACAUCGGUUCAGACGAGGAUGGAUUCACUUUCACCCCUAACGACCCCCGUUCAGUGAUGCAGCUUAAUGUCGAUUUCCGAAGCAUAAAUGGUUUUGAAUGAGUUGAACAAAGGGAUUGCACAUUCAAGAAGACAUAAUCUUACCCACGAGAAUCUUCUUGGUCAGCUACCCCUACAGACACAGGAUGAACUUAUGGAUUAUUGGACAGACAUCCAGGAACUGCUGCAUCAUUUUUUGUCAUCAUAUCCAAUAACAAAUGCAGUCCUCUGUAAUAAGGUCGAAAGGUUGAAGGGUGCAAUGAUACAGAUAUAUCAAAAGUUGCAGGAUAUGAAGGAAUCGGCACCUCCUGAAAUAAGGCACGACAUGUCCCGGCUAGUAAAGCCCAUGACUCAGGCCAUGGACGCUGCCUCCAGCCAUGAUUUGGAACAGCAGCAAAGUUCCUCAGAGGCAAAGAACUAGCCCCACGAGGCCAACGAGUCUGGAGCCGAGAAGAGUGGCUUCUGCGGAGGACGCGUCUCGUGUACAUGUAUAUCCCUUUCGUUUGGACCAGAACAUAGUACGUGGUCCCAGUGCAAUCAGCAUCAGCUCGUCAUCACAGAAGGCGAUGGCUGAACCAGCCAGCUAGUGUUACAGCGACUCUACAACCACAGUACAGUGCAGUCCAUUCCGGCCUGCUUGGUUGACGUCCCCCUUCAUCUGCUGUCCCGUCCCGUCGUUAUCGACCUGCAAUGCAAUUCUGUGGGUACGACUUUUAGCCUUUUACGAGAUUUGUCACGUUUCCAUCCAUGGAAAGAUCUAGACUUUUAUUGUAUCAUUCACAGUAAAGUACAGGGGAUUUUUACUGUC
Panicum virgatum (switchgrass) is the source of this 1035-nucleotide messenger RNA. Its product is annotated as general transcription and DNA repair factor IIH subunit TFB1-1-like. Gene Ontology annotation, cellular component: transcription factor TFIIH holo complex; transcription factor TFIIH core complex. Bases 277 to 648 code for a protein of 123 amino acids. Lineage: Eukaryota; Viridiplantae; Streptophyta; Magnoliopsida; Poales; Poaceae. Gene Ontology annotation, biological process: nucleotide-excision repair; transcription by RNA polymerase II; transcription by RNA polymerase I. The transcript has 7 exons. The record is from RefSeq and is a predicted model, not a curated record.